AUGGCUGAAUCACCUUUCCCGAUGACGACCUCUCCUUCAUUCCAGGCGAGCCGCUCCUCGCGGUCCUCAGGCCGACCCUCGCUCUCAAUCGAUCUGUCUAGCAUCCCCCCGCUUUCCCAGCCGACCCCUCCGUCAAAUACUCUCUUGAUCACCGAUCUGAAUGACUUGGUUCUUUUCCAACCGUCUUCACUGGAUAUGAUUCGCCAGCAGAUAACUGCUCUGGUGCCGCUGAACUCAUUCUCACCACUUCCCUCCCUCCGCCGCAUCAUCUGCUCGUUCCACUCUGAGGAUGAUGCCGUUGCUGUUCGAAAACUGUUAGAAGGAAACCGGCUGCUUGACCGCAAUGUGCGACCCCGCAUCUAUUUUGGCGAGCCUACUCCCAUCCUCAGCGGAAACACCCAGAAGCAGCUGCUGGAGGCCCCUCAACUGGACAAGCUCUUCUUCAUCUCCCCGCCUCCCAGCCCACCCCACGGAUGGGUGAUGCGCAACGAAGACCCGCCAAACCGGGAGGUGCAUGCGAGCGAUCUGGCCAACGCGCUGGCCCAGCUGAAGACCGACCACUCCGAGCCCAUGAGCAUCGACCCCGCUACCCCAGUCUCCAUAUCCUCCGAGAAGCGCACAGGUAGCUGGCCGCUUGCCGGGUCGCAACAGCGCAGCCGCAGCAGCACCAUUAUCUAUAACCCCGAAGACCAUGGCCAUAGCCCAAAUCUGCCAGCCGUUAUGGUUGAGGACAUGACUGUGCAGGUGGAUGAUGAGGAUGUCGACAUGGAUGCGGAGUUGAGCCCUAUCGAGAUGUCGGUCAAAAAGAUGCCUCCUAAGACGUCUCGCCCACCAGUUGAGCUGAUGGAGUGA
Molecule: messenger RNA, 852 nt
Organism: Penicillium macrosclerotiorum
Lineage: Eukaryota; Fungi; Ascomycota; Eurotiomycetes; Eurotiales; Aspergillaceae
Gene: cbpA
Product: putative calcineurin binding protein
Exons: 1
Coding region: 1-852 (283 amino acids)
Biological process (GO): calcium-mediated signaling
Cellular component (GO): cytoplasm; nucleus
Molecular function (GO): calcium-dependent protein serine/threonine phosphatase regulator activity; nucleic acid binding
Source: RefSeq, a predicted model, not a curated record